GCCGACGCUCAAGUGGUAGAUUACCUAGUUUACAUGUAAGUUCUGAAGUGUUCGGCAGUGGAAUAAUACCUAGUUACUGCCAAGCACUUUAGGACUUACUCCUAAACUUUCCUAAACUACGUACCUUAAACACAAGACUACACCAACGCCCUAUAUUCAAACUAAGAACUGCUGCAGAGUGUGUAAAUUCUUCUCUAUAGCCACAUGCCCAAGUGAGUGUCUCAUUUGCUGGUCUGCAGAGGGGGCACAUUGGUGUUUUAUCUGUUUCUUUUAUGCAGUUAAGGUGGAAUAAAAUUUAAGUUGUAUGAGUCCUGUAUUGUGCGUAGGUAAAAGAUUAUGACAUGUUUGUUUCUUUGGAGGAAAUUUAUUGGAUCUUUGUGGUCAGGACUGGGCAUUCGUAUGGCUUAUCUGGUAGGUCAAUGGAGAACAUUAAAAAAUAGGGUACAACUUGUGGGAGUGUGGCAUUAUGUAUUUUUUGUUGGAUAGUAUCAUCUGUAAAAAAUAACUUUAACAUUUGUACAUCUUGCCAUUAAUCCCUGCAUUGUUUAACUUCCAGAGUAAACCUUAAUUUAUUAAACAUAAAGAAUCUAUUUAUCUUAAAAAAUUUUAGAAUGUCAAGAAGAGGCAUCAAAAGAAAAGCCCCGGAUCUAGGCCACCUGGUAUGUAAAACAAGCUUUACUAAUUGAUAAAUAUUAUUCAAACUGUUUUAAAAUGCAUCUAAAACAAAACUUCGUUGCAUAAAUUUAAUUUACCCAGACUUUGCAUUUAUGAACAUAAUGUCAGACCUGUUUACCACUGAUUUAGUGUCAGAGUAGUUUACAGCUAUCAAAAACAUAAUUUCAAUCUCCAAAGAGUAGUUUUGAGGGGGGGGGGGUGUUUGGCGACCAUAGCAAUAAAAAUACAAGUUAUGUCAGGAAAUCCACUCAACUGCUUAUAUAAGUUAACACAAAUAAAUAUACAUGAUUUAGUCAUCCAAUUUGUUUCUUAAGAAUAAGAAAGGUCUUAGUCUUAGGCAAGCACAAAAGGCACAGACUUGUUUGACUAAUAGGCAUAUCUAAAUAAAAAAUUCAUUACUAUUACAACACAACAGUUUUGUAUUUGGCAAAAUGAAAACAAGCAUGCAUUUGUAAAAUUAAAAACACUACUGAAACACAAAACAAAUGAAAAAAAAUUAUCAAAUAAAGGUGUAAUAAGGGGAGAGACUGCAAUCAGGCUAGUACAAAAUAAAAUGAGUAAAACAGAGUAGGUUAAACCUGAAAAAAUACACGCAACAAAACAGCGAACGUGUUGGCAGAAAGCUUUCGUCAGCAAACAAAACAACAGAAAAAAACGGUUUAAAAAUAAAAAUAAGAAAUAGCACUUAGUUGGUAAGUAGUAUCUGUGGGCAGCAAUAGAAGUGUGGCAGAAGGAAAGUGAGUGAGAGUUUAAAUAUGCAACGGCGAUUCCCAUACAAUACGCCACAUUGCUCUGGGUGCCAAACUUCCCUGGCAGAGUCAUGAGAAUGGGGCAAAGAGGGCAGUCAUAUCGAGCGCCAAAAUUGUCUUUAGAUAAGAUGUUAAAUAGUAAAUUAUAUUAUAAAAUCCCAUAUACUACAAAAAGAUAAGGGGCGCAAAAAAUAGUCUUUUUACUGGUUGGGGGGGGAGGGUUCAAUACAUUAAGUGGCACCAUUUUCCGGCUUUGCCCCAGGUGCUGCAUUUCCCCGGCAUGGCCCUGUCCUGGGUUGCAUCAGAAGCUCCGCAAAAUAUUACACUUUUCAUAAUUUUAUUUCCACUUUUAAUCCAAUCUAGCAGCCUUGUUGCAAACAUUUGAGUAACUACUAUUUGCAGUUAUUAGAUUUUUAAACCUACAUUUUAUUUUGUUUAUGUAUUAGCUAUUUCAAAUUGCUUUUGUUAGAAUUUAGCAAAGGGCUGCUGGCGAAACCUACAUUUGUAAUAGGCGACAGAAUAAAAAAAAUUGAGGAAUCACUUGCAUAGCUUGGGUGGGGCGAGGUACAUCACACGCACACUGAAGAUGCGGUGGUUGAAAUAUCACAGUAAUACUGCUACUACUGAGGACUAUUUGAGUGACAUCUAGGGAGUUUAUUUGUGAAAACAAGAGACAAUUAAUUAUGACAAUAAUUCCUACAAAACAUCGCUUGAUAUUUUUACAACAUAAGAAAUAUAUAAAAAAGCUAUUUUUGGACUGUCAAAAUUUCAGGAUGAUUAUUGCAGAGUUUUUUUAUAAAUAUAGUUCUUUCUUCCACCCCCACCCCCCUCCAUACCCACACAUAACCUAAAUCAACAAACCCCUGAGUGCGUAUCAACUAAAUUGAUGGCCCCUUACGCCUAAAUAUGUUGUUACAGUUAAAGGUGAAAUGAACAGGACAAAAACAACUUUCUGGGCAUUACGGUUUGAAAUUUCAUGGGAAAGCGCAUGUGCAAUCAAGGAUAAAUCACUACAGCAUUGAGUCCAAAUCCAAUAAAUAAGCUACAGUAGGGCUAAUAAUAGAUAACACAUUGGCGGUUUUAAGUAUUAACAAUUAAAGCACCCUCAAAAAAAAUAUUCUGGUUGGCUCUUUAUGAUCGAGUCCGUAAAGACAAAUACUGUUGUUCUUAUUCCAUUUCUUAUGUUGUUAACAUAAAAAAAUACUGUAGCUUUUUACUGAAAGCCCCCAAUUUUUUAAAAAUAAUAAACUAAACUAAUGAACAAAAAUCCCAAAACCGUUUUUUUUUUUAGGGUUGUGGUAGUCUUAGGCUUAAGAACCUAGUUACUUCGGCGAAAGUGUAAGAGUAAACAGCUCUGUAAUUUACAUCGGGCUCAUUCCUGGGUGCUACUUCACCUAUCGAUUAUUGUGUUGACACUUAGAUGUCACAAGCCUCAAUGGCCUACUUCUAGGCUUGUCACUGGUGAAUUCAACUUAACUUUUCAAAUUAUAGUCUACUUUUCCUUUUGUUUAUUGGAGACUAAUCCCCCAGUCUAGGAACAAUGUUCAAAUGUGUAGGAAUCAGAGGAAUGUUGGCUCCUGUUUCUUCAACCAGUUAUUGUAUUUAUAAUUUUUACCCUCAUUCUUCUUAAACCAAAUCGUAAACCGUGAUUAACUUAUAAAAUAUUAUAAUUUAAAAAAAGAUUAUGAUGCACACUUUUUAAUUACGGUAUAUCAGGCAUUUCAAGAAUACAUAAAAAAUAAUCGAUAAUCAAAAUUACAUGAUGAAGCCAGGCCAGAUAAUCGUAAUCUGCACAUUUUCUAUCUAAGAAGAAUAGUUAGUAAGGAUGGGGGAUCUGAGGCAGAUAUCAAGGCAAUUUUUUUUUAACUUAAAAAAUAUUUGGAACUCUUGGCAGUCUUGGCAAAUAAGGAGAAAUAUUAAUUAAAUUUUUUAUACUGGUAUCAAAUGGUCUGCUGUAUGGUUCAGAAAACUGAUGAUCAACAAAGAAAGGCUGGAAAAGACUUCAAGACAGGGAAGACCCAAAAACACCUGGUGAAGAGAAGUCAACAAGGAUAUUAAAGUUCAGAAAGGGUUGCCAAGAGUUAGAGUUAGAGAAGAUAGGAGGAGAAUGGAGGGCAUGGAAAGAUAUUAUUAAUUGCCUAUGCUCCAUUGAGAGUUGAAAAAGCAAUGAAGAAAAAAGCAACCCUACUUUAAAUAUUCUCAUUUCUUUUCUCCAAAUAAAUAAAUAAUACAUUUUCUUGAAUUUAUGGGAGUGAGGAUAUGUCUUACUAUUUUUCUUGACAUCUUUGUAAAUAAAAAAUAUUGUUUUUGUAAUGCAGCCAAGUUUAGGUGAUUAUGCCCCAACAAUGUUCUUGAGGUGCCACAAUCAGCGUGAAUCAGAUGACGAGACAAAAAUUUGGAAGUGUGCUUUUGAGCCCUCCAUAGAUAAUCCAGGUUGGUAGUUGUAACUGAAAAUAUAUAUCUUUGUUGUUAAUUCCUUAAGACUCUAGUUAGAAAACAACUUUACCAAGGUCCCUUUUUCACAUUAGGUUCGAAAGUUAAAUAAUGUGCACUUGCCUUCACAAGGUACGUUAACAUUGUGGGUUUGUUGCAGCCACAAAGCUCAGUGGGAAAUCCUUGUUGAGAAUCCACUGGUAGUUGUUGAUUUUUACAAUCUUCAGCUGGCCGGGAUAUCCCAUGUAGGUGUUAACAACUAUGCAGAACUAUUGUCAAUAUGUGCUAACAGUUCUAACGCAACUGUCAGCAACCUGCGACUGCAUGUUCUCUUCAUAUUAAUAAAUUUAGCUUUUUUAUUUUAGCUUUGAUUUUACCAAUAGCCAGCCAUGCAAUUUAAGAGAAAAUUAAAACAUAAAAUUUUAACCAAAAAAUUAAAUAAGUUCCAUUUUUAAAAAAAAAUACUUUUUUCCUCUAAAAUCUUUUCUUGUCUUGCCCGCUCCAAUAAAAACAUAUUUGAAAUUUAUAUCACAAAUUAUAAUAUUCAAAAUACAAAGUAUGGCUACUAUCGAAUACAACUGAUCAUAAAAAUGUGUAAAUAAGUCAACUAAUAUUAAAUCAUCAUGAGUUUUUAUUGGCAUAUGUAUUAUGAUGCCAUUUUUUCCUAUAUUGCCAGCAGUAAUUUAAUAAUAUACUGCAACACUCACCAAACCUGUGAUUAAUGAAACCUGUUGACCCUGUUUUUGUUAGGAGUAGCAGGUGGUCUCAGAAAUUUCACAACUUUCAACAGCCUGCCCGGUUGAGAAGCUCAGAAACAAAUCAGAAAUGUGAAAGUGCCUAUAGAGUGGCCCUUCUUUUUUAAGUUUGUUCCUGAAAGCUCCUGGCUCAACUUGUUGAUUUAACUUAAAGUGUAAAUAUGAAAAUAAAUUUGAAUGGAUUUGAGAAAGAAAAAAAGAAUUAGCUUUAGUUUUUAAUUUUCCAACCCCAAGGGGUGCAAGGGGGCAUUUCAGGGGCUGUGUAGAAAAGGGAUUUAAGAACAGAGGACACAUUAGCUUUUAAGGUAUAUAAAUGUUUAUAUAUUUUAUGAUCUUUCUUCUCUUCUAUAUAUUAAGGGCCCACAAUCAAUGUAUUUAUCAUUCUGUCUCGGGUUGAUCCUGUAUUAUAGGCCAAAACGUGCCAAAGUGUCCUUGUUUUAUAGCCAUUUUAAUUGUUUCUAUAGUAUAGUAGUUACUUUCCUAGUGUCUCAUUUUUAUUUGACUUAGUUUACAUGUUUUUAAUAAUUGUAAAGCGCUUAGAGCUUUAAGGUAAGCGCUAUAUAAAAAAAUGCCUAAAUAAAUAAAUAAUAAAUAAGUAGAGGAGAUUCGCAAUGUUUCUGUUCCUUAAAUUUAAGAGGAUACAUCACUGGUUGCAAGGGCUGCACAGCGAUCGUAUCAGGAACUGGGGGUUGGAAGGCCUGAGGCAACAGACACAAAUGUGUCAAGUGUUGUCACAUCAAAUGUUCCUUUUGGAAGCUUGUUCCUGUCCCUGAUUGUCUUUGGCAGGAAUGAGCAUUUCCUGUACUGUGUUCUUGCUGUUAUGAGCUGGAACUGCCUGUCAUGGCCUCAUGUCUGUCUAGGGGGGGAGAGGGACGAGUUUCUGCUUUAUGUUGGAGCAGUGGACCAGCCCAAUUUUAUAUUGUACAUCAUUGGAGAGCCCUGAUAAUCAUCGUCAUUUCUCCAAUGGUGACCAGCCCAGUGUUUCCAGCAUGCUGCCAAACCUGUGGUGUUCCUGUAGCAGUUCAGGACAAAGCCUGUAGCUGGACCGCCUCCAACCUGUCGAUGCUCCUCUGGGUGAAUGGGUCCCAAACUGAAUUUGCCGGACAAAGGCUUAAUAGGCUUCAUUAACAUUAUUUAAUAAGGCACAGGUUUAUUUCCAAAUUUCUCUUUGCAAAUCAAGAAAUAAGUCGAAAUCCAUUAUUUUCAAAGUUUAUAAUGAAUAUUUACUUUUGCAGGGGGUGUGAUACUUAGUAAAACACAAAAUUAGUUUUUUUUUAACUAUCAACAGUUUUUCACUUAAAAAGUGUGCAAAUUAUGGUUUUAUAUUUUUUAGCUUUUUUGGGUAGUCACUAAGUCACGGUACAUUUUGAUAAAAUAUGUAUUUUGCAACAUUGGUUGGUAUUAGCCAAAUAAUUUAUUACACCUAAUAUUUGUACAUUGCCAUUUGGUAAAUGUGCACUUAUUGAAUUUAAUGAAAGUUUUAUCAAAGAAGUAUGUUCAUUGCUCUACUUAACUCAACUCUAACCUCUGCUUUUAACUUUUAGAAGAGACAACAAAUUUGCUGGCCACCUGCGGUGGAAAGACCGUCUGUAUUAUUGAUGUGAACACCCAACAAGUUCUGAAACGGUUCCAGGACACCGACCGUAAUGAAGUAAUUAAUAAAAUUCUUUGAUUUUUUGGGUUUUUUGUUUGUUUUGCCCCCUACAAUCCUGAAUAUGUUGAAUUAGUAUCAGUACCUUUCUUUGUCCACAUACAUUUCUAAUGAAAUUUCUAUUACAUACUUUUUUUUUUACAACAUCUAAAAAAGAAGACUUAAAAAAGAAUUAAGAAAGGGUUGUCUUUAAAAGAUGAUUUUCUAGUUAUUGUUAUAUUAUACCAAUUAUUUGAUGAAUGUAUUUCCAUUAGAGCUGCGCCAAGUAACCCAAAAAGUAAAGCUAGAAAUAUGACUAAAUAUGAUGAAUAAUUAAAUUAUCUAAAAUUUAUUAAAAUACCCAUAUCAAAGAACAAUACAUAGUUAUAAAAUAAAUAAAUGGCAGCAGGAUAAUCUGUAAUUUGUCAAUCAGUACAAUGCUUACAUAUAUAGAUCACUGAAUUAAUGUUCUUCAUUAGAUAAUGAAAAUAACAAAAUUAUUAUUCUCUCUUACUCCUGAUAACAACUGAUGUAGGCUGUAUAAUCCAUGUGUCUUUUGCUCCUUGAAAUUAUUAGCUAAAUCAUCUUCUCUUUAUGACGUAAAAGAUUGCCUCUGCCCUUAACCCAAAUAGUUGCACUAUAAUUUUUGUAACAUAAUAUUUAACAAUUGUCCCUACAAUGCAUUUUCAAAGUACAAUGCCUACUAACAAACACAAUUAAUUGGCUUCGAUCAUUGUGUCUAAUUGACAUAGUUACUAAUUGAUGCAACACUUAUUUCCACGUUAAUAAAUAUUUAAAUAUUUUUGUGUUCAAAACGUGUUCAGAACUUCUACACCCUUGCUUGGACCACAAUAGAGGCUGCCAGCAUGAAGAAAGUUAACAUCUUGGCUGUUGCAGGUAGUUGAAACCUUAUUAACUUGUUUUAAAAAAACAAAACGAUAAGAGAAAUAAAGCAUAAGAAUUAUAAUGUCCUUUUUCCUUAACCAGUUGAGAAAACUCUUUUUUUUAUUUUUCAUGAACUUAAAUUUGUGUAAUACCUUGCAGGAGAGGGGGCUGCAAUUAAACUGAUAUACCCAAGUCAACUGCUGAUGUAUGCCACAAUUCGUGGCCAUAAAAAAUAUAUCAGCUGCUUAUUGUUCCACCCAACAUUGACAAGACUAUUAUUCAGUAAGUUAGCAGUGUGGGGAUAUAUGUAAUAUUUUAUUCCAAGAAACAAGAGCAAUAUAUAAUUAUAUAUAUUUAUUUAUAUACACACACAUACAUACAUACAUACACAUUUAUGUACAUAAAUAUACACACACAUAUAUAUAUAUAAAUAUGAAUACAUCUAUAAUUUUAUAAGUAGAAAUUAUGCCCCAAAAUAUAUUUAUAAAGAGUCUGUAUUAGCUGACUGAAAUAAUCAUAGAUUAAAAAUUAUGGAUAUGUGAAAUAGCAAAUGAUGGCAGGAUUUGAUAACAGUCACCUUACUGAUUACUUAUAAAAAAAACAGUGCAGUGAAAUACGUAAACUUGCUCAGAACUUGCGCUAUGCAUCUCAUGCAAACAAUUCAUUUCACUUGAUACUGUAUAUGCGUGGAGAUAAACCUCCGCCUGUUAUCAAACAGAAUUCUAUUAAAUUACUCUUUUGUGGAAAGAUUUUAUGGUAUAUUCAUCUUUUAAAUUUUUUUUUUUACUUCUUGUCUGUAGGUGGCAGUAGAGAUGGCUUUGUCUAUUUGUGGGACAUUGGCAUUCCUGAUAGGGCUCCUAACAGUUCCCAUGUGUAAGAAAUAGAAAUAAGUACUUAAGUAAUCGCAACAGAAAACUUAUCUUUCAGCAUCCAUUCAUCAUGUCAUUAGGAAUUAUGAAUUAUGUCAUUACAAUUGUCAAUUAUGCAUUUUAAUAUAUAUUUUUUUCAAAUUUCAAAUACCAGGCCUUUACUGAAGAUAUCACUGCAAGAUUCAGUUGGAGAUGCUCUCAAUUUGAUAUUUAGUGAACAGUCCCAGCUUUUAAUUGCUGGUGCUGAAAGGGGAUGUGUGGGGUGGGUGGUGGCAGACUGUCAUUCAUUAACUCCAGUGAGACGAGCCAGGGUUAUUGAGUAAGUAAAUAGGUACAUUAUAUUUUAGAUUUUCAAAUCAGAUACAAAAGCUAAAUAAGAAAUAUAUCAAAUUUUUCCACUUUUAAAAAUUUAUUUCUUAACUUGUAUGUGUUCUUGCUUUAUUUAAGAUUUUCAAAUCAGAUACAAGAGUAAGAAGAAAUAUAUCAAAUUUUUCCACUUCUAAAAAUGUAUUACUUUACUUGUGUGUGUUUAUUUUUUUUGUAACUUACAAAUUUCUGUAAGCCAUUACUCUUUUUAAUUUCUUAGUUGUUGUCGUUGGGUCUUAACUUAUGUUGCUGUUUUGAGUAUAUCCUUAAUGAUUUUCCAAAACUCUAUUCUUUAAGUAGAGUACUACAAUUAUGAGCUGAUGAGGCAAAUAAAAUAGAUUUUUUUUAAUGCCAUGUUAGCAUUCUACUGGUAAUUUUUUUGAGAUCACUCUUUUACUUUAUAUUUUGAUUCUCCUUUCAUUUCAGUAGGACAUGAAUGAGUGGUUAAUUUAUUUUCCAUUAACAAAAAUAAUUUUUUUCCAUUAAUUAUAAUUUGAUUUACAGAAGAGCUGACAUCAUUUUCCAACACCCAAAAUCAAAGACUUUGACAAUUGAUGGCUUGAUUAACCUUCCUGGAGAUCUUGUCGGUACGAGCAACUUAACAAAUAUCCUUUUUAAAUAUCUAAAAUUCUUUCCAGUACCUUGAAUUAUUAAUUUGACUCAACUGGGGUAAAAAUAUUUUUACCUAAAAUUAAAAAAGGAAAUGUAAAUUAUAAAAAUUUAAAAAUUUAACAUAAUUUUUAAAAAAAUAUUAAUUAAUAAGAAACAUAAAAGUGGUAGAAAUUAAAGUUAAUUAAAAUUAUAAUUACAAAGGUAGAAACUUUUGUUGCUAAGUUAUUACCUGAUAAGAGUACUGUUAAUGUACCGGUAUUUAAAACUAUCUCAUUACUAAAUUUUAAAAAAAAAAUCAUGUUUCCUUUUCAAUCAAGAGCCCAACAUAGUUAUUGUCUUGUGUUUUAAUAGUUGUCAAGUGUGUGCUGGGAGCACAAGGUGAAUGAUCACCAUUCUGAUUGUAUGUGUAUAAUCUGUAGCAGCUGUUGUACAUUUCAGCAACAAAACAGGUUGGUUCUGGAGAGAUCCUCAUAUGGGAUCUAGCCAAACAUGUACUUCAGGAGAAGAGGGAAGUAGUCAUUGAACCUCUGAUCAAGCUAAAGUAUCCCCUUCAUAAUGUCAAAUAUCUCAAUUUGGGCUUCAGUAAUGGUAAGGAAAUUAUUUUUUUACAAAUAUUGUCCCAAUUUUUUUUUUGUGAUACACACUAAUUAGUUCUGAGAAUGAUUGCAAAGCACCAAAAUGAAUUCGCUUGAUUGCUUAUAACGUGUUUGAGAUUCAGAUAACUCUGAAACACCAAUGAUAUGGGAUGACUGAGUGAAUAAAUGAGUUGUACAUUUCUUCCAGAUAAAAACCAUAAUAGACAUGGCAGUGUUUCCAGGUCAAUGCCAUUGUACAAAAAUUAAAAACACUGCAAGGAAAAUAUGCCUGCCAAAAUGUGUGUUAACUGUUAUAGAAUUCAGGGAGGCUGCAAUUCAGUGUGGCUCAUAUAACCUCCCUAUUUAUAAUACUUUCUUUUCCAAGUUUCUAUACAAGGCUCAACAAAUUUCUCCAUGGAGCCCUAAGAAUCAAAGUGGAUUAUGAAAAUAGAUCAUUUCACUGUUGAAUCGAUUAUCCAACAUCUUUUCCAGUUUCUCCAUGACCAGCAUCUCCUCUUGCUUUUUAAGUUGCUUCUAAGAUACCUGUCUCUCUCACAUUGUCAAGAGUGUGCUUUGUUUCUUGAGAUAGUUCUUUCUCACAUAAAAGGUCUACAAAAUUCCAACCCAAAUGCACAUGAAAACAUGACAGGUAAUAUCAGACCUGUUUACUCUUACAAUUUUGUCGUACAAUGUACGAUUUUGAGGUGUAUACACUAUAUAUACUGUAUGUUUAUUUUUUACUAUUAAGAUAAUGUAUUGAACGAUUUUGUGAUGACAUUGUAAGAGUUUGGGGGUAAACAGGUUUGUGAUAUUGACUCCAAGUAAGGAUACUGUGUAAUAUUCAAAAACCCAUUGUGGAAUUAAACAGAUUAAUAAGAACUUGAGCAUGAUAAGAGGAAUGUGUUGGAUUUACUUACAAAUAAUUGACCUCCCUCUCAACCUGUGUUGACCUUUUAACCGUAACUGAUGGCAGUACUACUUACUGUACUUAACGUAGAAUCCCAAGGAAGGGAAGUAAUUCCGUUUUGCGAAUGAUAUACUUUUGUAAAAUAUUUUUUUAAGCUGCUAAUUAUACAGUAAUAUUGGUGAAUUAAGGAUAAAUGCAUCCAGAAGAAAAAUUAGGUUUGAAUAAAAUAUAACAUUAACAAAAAUUACGAGCAAUGACCAAAAAUAGAUUUUUUGCACCUCAGGUGAACACAUGAGAUUUCCUUGCUAUUUCUAAAAUAAAAAUGAGAGAGGUGCGUCGCUAUGCUCUGGGACGCAUUUGGAGCAAUCCGUUGGAACCCUCAAAGGGCGCAUUUAGUCACAACUAGAAGACAAUUAAAAUUGUAAUUUUGAACUAUAAAAAACUAAUCCCAAUGUUAGAUUUAAAUGUUCACUAACAAAAAUCUGAAGAAUAUUGUUUUAAAAAAUAUGUUUUUUACCUCAUUGUUUACUGGUGUUCUUGAAACAGGUUAGUUUAAUAAAUUAUUUCAGGUUUGCUGGGUGUUGGGGAUGACCAAGGGAAUCUCUUACUGUACAAUAUUCAGAGUGUUUUAACCAAACACAGAGGUGAAGAGGACGAAAAUGUUUGGGAAGCCUCCAAUGUAAGUAUAAACAUUUUUUAAUCAAAAUGGUCUUUUAAGAGAUUUUUUUUAUAGUGUCAAAGGGGAGCACUGAAUUAUUAGUUUUUAGACAAAAUAUUAAAGACAGAAAUACAUAUAGGUUGCUUCUGAUGGUUUCUAUUUGCUUGCGUUUAAAUAUAUAUAAGAGCAUCCUAAGCAACAUCAUAGUAUAAUAACCAAAUUUACUUGCCACCUUUCAAUAACAUUUUUAAGAUUUAGUAUUUUAGAUUUCUCCUGACAAGUAGUUAUUAAUAGUAACAUGAAUUUUGCAGCAUAAAUUUAAAAAAUGUGUAAUUGUUGUGUUUUAGGUUUUAGAGUGGCCGAACAUAAUCAAUGUCAAGUCAGGGGAUGCACCACGUCAGGUAAUUUUUGUGACCUUAAAUUGGUAAUUCCUAUAUCUUAGGAGGGUUUUGAUUAAAACAUUUUAUGUAUGACGAGGUGGGCACUAAACAAAUUAAAAAUUGGUGUGUGUGUGAAAGUUAACACUGCUCUUUGUAAUUGAAACAGACUUUUAUUUAUUUUUCAAUUUCACCCCCUUAUAUUUUUAUACUCUGUUAUUUUCAUCUCUAUUUCUUUUAACCAUUCUUUUUCUUUGAAAAUUGAAUGUUACUACUUUUAAAUAAAAUUGUAAAAAUGCUACACAUAUUUGCAGGAGCUGGUUGUCAACACGGUGGCCAUAAGUAGCAGUCAUGAAUAUGUGACCGGAGGAACAGACAACAAUUUAGUUUGUAUCUGGAAAAGGGAGGAAGAAGAAGCUCAAGCUGAUGGAGACUGAGUACAGCUGGGUGUAUGGGUGUCAUCUGUACAAAUUGGCGGUAUGGGCGUUUUACUAAGUCUGGAAAUGGAUGUGGGCUAUGGUAAUUUCUGUGUUGAAAAAAAAUGAGUGCUCAUAGUCUGCUAGUGGUGUAUAUGGAAAUGAAAUUGGUAUGAAUUGCUAUUGCUUGCGUGGACAUUUUACAGUAUUUUCAACAAAGGCUCUACUAUAAUAGAAUAGAGUAUUGUCUUACUAAAAAAAAAGUUGUACAUAUUAUCUGACUUUAUUCAUUUUUAAUUGCAAAUACUAGGUGCAGUAUCACAAUAUGAUUUUUGAAAAAAGUUUUAUUUCUUAUGUAAUACUUGAUUAAAAUUUGUUCAUUUUAUUAGGCAUUCUCUUGGAUCGCUUAUAAGAAUGCUGGUCAAUGCCUGAAAAUUGACUUAGUUGCAAAAAGAGUGUUAAUUAUGGAUCAUUGAUUCGCUAUAAUUAUAAAAGCUCUUCUAUAAUUUUCAAGUUAUAAAUGUCCCUUUUAAUAUACUUGGUAUUUAUUUACUGACUUGGCGAUGAACUUUGCUUUUCUUUUAAAAAAAAAAAAUGGAAGCACCAUGGUACAAGAAAUACAGUAAAAUAAUAAGAAAAUGAACACAUAGUGGCAGUCUAAAUGCAUAGUGUGAUAGUCGUAUGGAGUUGAGUUAAAUGUUAUGUCAGGAAAUGAUCUUGCUUAUGUUAAACAUGCUAUCUGUGCGAUCCCCAGUUUGAAUGGCACAUUGGGAGUUCAUUGAAACUGAAGGCAAAAAUAUCUUUAAACAUUACUCAUGUUGUGCAUUUUUCAGUAUCAUAUUUUAGUUUAAAAAAACUUCAUCUAGAGAAAUGCACAAUGUUUGAUGUGUAUGUAAUGUAUACUUUGAUGUUAUAUUGUGUCUGUUACUUUUUUUAACACUAUUUGACUGAAGUAAUUUAGGUACUAUUGCUAUUAAAUUUUUUAAAAUCCAGUUUAAAAAAAAAAAAGUUGAAAGUUUCUUUGUUGGAGAUUAAAACUGUAUAGACAAUGGAAUUGUUAACUUUGUGAAUGAAACAUGUUUUACACAAUUGAAACCCUUGCAUUUGAAACGUAAAUAUUAUUUUGAGACAAGAAGAAAUGGGCCAAAAUUUACUGUUUGUUUUUUGUUUGUUUACAAACUCAAAAAGGAUUUUGAUUUUUAUUUAAAUAAAAAAAUGACAUUUAGGACUAAUAGUUAAAUAUAAGAGAUGUUACAUAAACUUUGGUGGUGAUUGGGCUUAAAUUGUGUAAUGAAUUUGAACAGAUUACGGGUUCAGAGUUCUGAAAACUUAUUUUUAUCUGAUUUAGUUGGUGUACAAGUUGCAUCCAUAACCUUUCCUAUAGAGUUUUAAAACAUGGAUAUGUUGUUAUAAGAACUUAUUGGGACGAUGCAAUACUGUUCACUUUUAAAGUGCAUGACGCACUCUUUUAAAGACAUCAUUUUACAAUGCUCCAUUCUAUUUUAGCCCACUCUGCUGGCUGUAUAAAGAAGUGCUUUUGUUUUUUCUGAGAAAUCAAAAAUAAAACAAUCUUAGUUAAUAAAAUUGUACGGACAUUGGAAAAAUUCACGGAAAUAGAUGCUUAAUGAACUUCUUUGCAGGAAGCUCUUAGUUGACUAAUAGAUUGUUGCCUAAUGACCUACUUUGCAGGAAGCUCUUAGUUGACAUACUUAGUCAAGGACAAGCAUUAUCUUAAAUUUCACAUUAAUUAGAGUGGUUUUGUUUCAGCGUCAUAGAGUGUUCAUUUUUUUCCAGUUCAUACAUUUUAAAUCAAUGAAAAAAAAUUUACUUGUAAAUCUGUGUCCAGUAAUUUUGUUAAUUGGGUUGCCCAAACCACCCAGUGUAUAGACAAAAAUCACAAUUCUUAUAAUGAUUGAUGUUUAAGUUUAUGAAUAAAUUGUGCAGUUCUCAUUAAGCUCUGUUCUGUUAUUGUAAUGUUUAAGAGAUCUUUUCUGAUUUCUAGAUGAUAUGCUGUAUCAGAC
Messenger RNA from Lymnaea stagnalis (great pond snail), 13928 nucleotides. Lineage: Eukaryota; Metazoa; Mollusca; Gastropoda; Lymnaeidae. The record is from the annotation of a GenBank genome assembly.